AUGUCAUUCGCCGUUGUUCUCGAGGGCAUGACGCUGAUCACAUAUAUUGUGAUCUUGUCCGGUGGGAAGCAGAUGAGAGAAACAGGGUGGAAGGUCCUGACGGUCUUCCUGGUAUUUAUAACCUUGGUGCAAUGCGGGGCGAUGGCGCUGGUGUCAUAUCUUUUUGACAACGAUGAUCGAUUCUAUCCGGGUUGGAAACUGGAUACUUCUUGGAUACUAACAGUGGUCAGCAUGUGUCUGGCUGGGUUUAACGCCGUGAUUAUCUAUAUGACCAUUCGGUCCAGUAGAACCACCCAUCAUGACUUCUCUAAGGUUCCAUCCUCUAGCCAGUCGGACUUUCUUUUGGUUGACUGUACUAAAGCUUUCGCGGCCCUGACGCGAGACUUCAAGGAAGCCGCCGAAAAUGCGGUGUCUUUACCAGAGGACGACCCGGACACGUUUGAACGGUUCCUACAGUGGCUCUACUCUGGGAGAUAUAUCCUGUCUGGGAUUGGCUCUGACGAGGAGGUAGACGAGCGAUAUCUGCAGCUCGCACAGCUCUAUACGCUGGCUGAUAAGCUGGAAGUACCGCCGCUGAAACAUGAGAUAAUCGAUGAACUGUUUAUGAUGAAGAGAAAUCCGGACAAACCGCCGCAAACCGAAGUCAUUGCUUAUGUGUACGAGAACACGGGAGAGCGAUCACCACUUCGAAAACUGAUGGUUGCAUGGCUGGUCUGGCACGUCGAUUUUCGGUGGUACUCCACGCCGAAUGCCACCAACUUCUUGUCUCAAUGCCCCGAGUUCGCGGCCGAUCUGGCUGUGGCUCUGGCACAGCGACUCGGGGCCUUUAGCUCGCUGAGCCCGUUCUACUCAUCCCCUGAUAAGUACUACGAAGACUCAGGUACGGUUUCGUCAGUACAGAGCCCAACAGGAGACACCUGGAAAUCUUCACGGUUGGUGAGCACUCAGAAGCAGGGUCUGAACAUUACCCCGACAAUAAGCACUGGUGCAACUCCGCAAUCAACUUCUGGACCGCGUCCGCUUAGCGGCACAAGCACGUUUGGAGGAGGCGGAUCGACUUCUCAGCCGGGUAGCUGCCUCUUAAGGGUAUCAGAGCCGCUGAGAAGCCCUGGAUUGUUCUCCAACGCGAGCUCAGACACUACUCAAACGCCCACCUUUGGUCGCCUUGCAUUUGGAUCUACGGCCGCGAAUGGUUUCGGGACCUAG
Molecule: messenger RNA, 1206 nt
Organism: Uncinocarpus reesii 1704
Lineage: Eukaryota; Fungi; Ascomycota; Eurotiomycetes; Onygenales; Onygenaceae
Exons: 4
Coding region: 1-1206 (401 amino acids)
Molecular function (GO): protein binding
Source: RefSeq, a predicted model, not a curated record